GGCUGUCUGGCUGAGUACCAUUUCCCAGAAACCACCAGCCCCCAUCACUUCAGAGAACUCUGGAAUCAAGGACAAGUCUCUUAGGGAGGUGAGGACCUUGGUCUGAGAGGACGACAUCAGGUCAUUUGAGGAAGUACUCCUGUUCAACUGAGAGCAGAGUCCUACGUCCUGCCAAGAGUCAAGCCUAGAGAAGGUGUGUGCUGCUGAGACACCAAGUCCUCCCCAGAGCCCUCUGGGUUCCUGACUCUGCCUCUGCCAUGGCGGCCCCUGUGUGUAGCCAGUCUGAAGAUGAGGGCUUCAGCAGCCAAGAUGAACAGGAGACAAGCAGCAGAGAGGACUCUGGAGAUGCUGAGUCGUCACUCCAUGAUGCCCUAUAUUUGAAGAUGACUGAACUGGUGGAGUUUCUACUCCUGAAGUAUCGUGCAAAGCAGCCAACUACUAAGGCAGAAAUGCUGAGUAGAGUCAUAAGAAAGUAUCAGGACCACUUCCCUGAGAUAUUCAGCCUAGCCUCUGAGUGCAUGCAGCUCCUCUUUGGCAUUGAUGUGAAGGAAGUGGACCCCAGCAACCUCACCUAUGUCCUGGUCACCACUUUGGGGCUCACAUAUGAUGGGAUGGUGUCCAAUGGGCAAUCCAUGCCCAACACUGGCCUCCUGGUCAUGCUCCUGAGAUUGAUCCUCGCAGAGGGCGACUGUGCCCCUGAGGAGAAUGUCUGGGAAGCACUGAGUGUCAUGGGUGUGUGUGAUGGGAAGGAGCAUUGGAUCUAUGGGGAGCCCAGGGAGCUCCUCACCAAAGUUUGGGUGCAGGAAAAGUACCUGGAGUACCGACAGGUGCCCAACAGUGAUCCUGCACGCUAUGAGUUCCUGUGGGGUCCCAGGGCCCACGCUGAGACCACCAAGUUGAAAGUCCUCAAGUUUUUUCUCAGGGAUUAUAGAAGGGAUCCCAGGUCUGUCCCAUCCCUGUUUCAAGAGGCUCUGAGUGAUGAGGAAGAGGGAGCCUAAGCCAAGUUUCUCCCAGUCAUGUUUCAGGCCCACAUCUGACAUGAUGUGAGGCCAAUUCUUCACUGUGUUUGAGAAGAGGGUAGUCAACAUUCUAGGUAGUGAGGCCCAGGGAAAGUUGGAGGAAUAAGGGCUGUAGUAUCUUUGGGUUUAGAAAUUUAUCCUUGAUUUGUGUCGAAAUUUUCAAAUGUUGUUCCUUUCCAUAGAACGUUUCAUAAGCUUCAGUAUCUAAGUUUGUGAAUGACAUUGACCAUACAUUUAUUUGUACUAUCUAGUUCAAAAGAAAGAGUUUUGCUAUUGUGUAACACAAAUUGGGACACUUUCCAUCCUACUCUGUGAUCCCAAACUAGAUAAUAUGGCAUUGGAAAAGGAUUUCCUUGGAAAUGUGAAAGAACUCAUCGGUACAAACAAUGGGUUCAAGAAACAAAA
Molecule: messenger RNA, 1424 nt
Organism: Myotis lucifugus (little brown bat)
Lineage: Eukaryota; Metazoa; Chordata; Mammalia; Chiroptera; Vespertilionidae
Product: melanoma-associated antigen 10-like
Exons: 3
Coding region: 258-998 (246 amino acids)
Biological process (GO): negative regulation of transcription by RNA polymerase II
Cellular component (GO): nucleus
Source: RefSeq, a predicted model, not a curated record